CGGUAUUACGUCCGUAGGAGUAGGGCGCGUAGCUUAUACCGGUUGCUCGAUCGUGGAGAAAAAUAGAGGCGCGAGGGGAAACUUCGCGACGAUUGUUCUACCAGGGAAAGUAUUCGCGCGUGUGGGAACGCGAUUAGUAUCUUCGCGCGACAGGACGUGCUUGUAAAAAAAGAAACCUAGAGACAUUUUUCUUCGCGAAGUUUUUGCGAAAAAUCGCGAGCCGAAACGAUCGUGACUUUUCGCGAUUUCGAAAUUUCCACAACGUAACGAUCGGGUGUCUGCGCCGGAAAAAGUUACCGAGUGUUCGUUCAUUUUGACGCAAAAGUUCGGCGCGGAACGGACAAGACGAGCGGGUGUAAACUUUACUCGGAUCUCAAUUUCGCGGAUCUCAAUUUCCUGUAAAUCGCCUGUGCCUACGCAAUGGGCUCGAAGGACGAGUGGGACUAUUCCAUCCAGAACGGACCCAGCACGUGGGUAACGAAAUUUCCCAUGGCUGCCGGUUCCAGGCAAAGCCCGGUGAACAUCGAGACGAAACGGGCGAAAUCCGAUCACGAGGCUCUAAGCAGCAAGCCGCUGCGUUGGAAAUAUCCGGCUACAGCUUCUCGGAAGCUAGUUAAUCCCGGUUAUUGUUGGCGAGUGGAUACCGCGGGCGAAGGAACAUUUUUGAGCGGUGGACCGCUGAUGGACGAUGUCUACAAACUGGAGCAGUAUCACUGUCACUGGGGAUGCAGCGAUUCCAGGGGAUCCGAACAUACGGUGGAUGGUCAAGCUUUCGCCGGAGAGCUGCAUCUGGUGCACUGGAACACCAGCAAGUACAAGACUUUCGGCGAAGCUGCGAAAGCUUCCGACGGUCUGGCCGUUCUGGGGGUCUUCCUUAAGGUCGGCAAGACCCACGAAGAAAUGGACAAGAUCGCGCGCCUGCUGCCGUACGUCUCGCACAAGGACGAGGUCGUAGAAAUUACGGAACCUAUUGACCCUGGUAAACUCCUUCCCGACGAUAACGGUUAUUGGACGUAUCUGGGCUCGCUGACGACGCCGCCAUGCAACGAGAGUGUCACUUGGAUCCUCUUCAAAAAGUACAUUGAGGUAUCCCAUCAUCAGUUGAACAUUUUCCGCAAUCUGCGGAAGUUCCCACGCGGCGAGGAGUGCCCGUGUCACGAGAAUCACGGAGCGGUGAUCAACAACUUCCGCCCACCGAUGCCGCUGGGAAAUCGCGUCUUGCGGGAGUGCGGUAGCUUCUAAGGUUUGUCUUUCUCUUCACCCGGAAAAUAGAAAGGGACGAGAAAAGGAGAGGGUAGGGAUGAUCAUCAAGCUUCUCUUCAUUUUUGCGGAUCAUCGAACCCGAAGCGACGAGUUUAAUACAGUCGCUAUCAAAUGACAGCGUUCAACGUGCCUUUGGAUUAACCAACGAAUACACUCGCGUUACGCGAGAUCCUAGCUUUCGUUGUUUUCUCGUAAUUAAUUUGCAUCGCACAUAAUCGAUUUACUUGUGUUAGGAGAAAAAUUUUCGCGGCGAGAAGAAAAUUUCGAUCAUUCUAUAAUACGAAAAAAUGAAUUGAGAAUAUUUGAUAGCUUUAACUCUUCAACGACAAGCUCGACGUAUAUUAUUUACGCGAUAAGUUGUAGAAUAUAGAUCGUAGAACUGGCACCAUUAUUGAACGUACCUCGGAAUCACCGUGACUUUGGUGGAGUGUAUAUGUGUAAAACAGUGUGAGUGUAUAUGUAAAACAGAAGCGCUGUUUAUACAAAAAUUCCAUUACACUCUUCUUAACAAAAAUCGAACAUCGGUGUUCACAUUUUAAAAGAUAUCUUACACAGAUAUGCUAUUCUUGUUGAACUCGUUGAAAGACUAAUUUUAAAUAUAAAUUAAGUAAAACAUUUCUGACCAACCGCAUGUCUUUUGACCGAGUAUCAACGAGAGAAUAUAAAAAAAAAUAUGUUCGUUAUUUUUUAUUGGACGUAAUGACAGGUAAUUAAUGAGUGUUUUUGGGUGAUAUCUCUGCUGCGAUAAUGUCGAUUGAAUCUUCUGCAUAAUUAGAAUAAUAUCUGAACAUAUUAUCGCGUCCCUGAAUCAUCCGAAAUAAAAUGAGUGGCAUUUUUUUUUUUGCGAAAGCAAUUGUUUUAAAUCGCUUGUGUGUCAGGUGAUAAAUCUUUAACGGGGAACGUUACGGACAUCGUGUAUAGUAGCUACUAAUAAACGUGUAUAACAAUUUUAUUUUUUAAUUCAAGUGCAAUUAUGAGUGAAACGUAGAAUAACAAGCGUCUGCUUAUCGCGCCUUGAGGAAUCGUAGCUUUCUCAUUAAUUAGAAACUUUCGCUUGUGCAACACUCGUGCGGCUACGAAGGAAAACGAGGAAUGUGCCUACGCACGUGCGAACGUGGAUACGCAUCAUUUUGGCGGUAGAAGAUAAGACGGGAACGUAAAUAAUCGCGAAUAUGGCUCAUCGCAACGCGCGUCUCAUUAUAUCGCCACAAACGUUAGAUUAAUGUACAAUAAUGGACAAGAUGUAUAAUUUUUAAAUGUAUAUCCGCGAUAAAAUGAAAUUCUGUUCGAUCUCGAUCCGUCCUCGCGGCCAUCAGUCAUCGACCAGAUUCGCUUCCGCAAAUCGGCGCGACGUGCUACGGGUACAAUGAUUCACCGUGUAUAUGUAUGGAUGCUAUACGUUAUACAUUAUACUUUUAAAGAAUAGCCGUCGUAUUUAUUAUAAAGCAGUGCCUACGAUUGUUGACGCGCGAGAAAUGAUACCGAAGAUGGAGUACGGCUCUCCAUUCACAAUACCGUGCUUGUGUAUAUAGACUCUACACGUUUACGAGAGUAAAUCCGACAUGAUCUAAUUGCAUUGCGCAAGGUUUAUUGCACGCGCAUCACUGAUGCAACAAGUGAGAUGCUGAUGCCGCUGUCACAGCGGCUUUUAUCGCCUGAUGUUGCUUUAAGAUAUGUAGCAACAGGUGACAAUUGGUAUACAACAGAUGAGUCGAAGAGAUAAGAUAAUUUUUUCCCUCAGUUUCUGUCGCCUCUUAAGUAUCUCUCAGAGAGAACGACAGAAAAUAUGUUAUACAUAUACAUAUAUGUAUAUACAUAUAUCGUGUAUUUACAAUAUAGGAAUUUAAAAAAUUAACUAAAAUAAAAUAAAAAAUUAAUUAAUAAAAUAAUUCUGGGUUCCAAGUUACAGCUCUCGAGCGUCAACAGAGUCAUUUAAAAUAGACGAGUUAGUUCUGUGUACUUCGUAAUAUAAUUCAUAAUAGUUCUUAUACUUAUUUAGAUAUAUUUUACUUUGUGUCAUACACUGGCGAACUCUUUACGUAUUACAACGUGCUAUUUUGUCUGAUGUACGUUAAAUACAUAAUUAUUAUGCACUUUUGACAUUUUAUCGUAUUCUCAGGAAUCGUUGUUUGUUAUUUCUAUAAAAUAUAUAAACGUCUUCUUUCAUCGUCGCGUCUUCGAUUUUUGCUCGUUUGAUAGAUGCAUGUAUGCCGAUGUUUUAAUUAUUGUUAAUGAUGUAAGAUAUAAUAUACGUAUUUUGUAGCCUCGACUGUGAUAGGGGAAGAAAAUAAAGGACCGUUCCGUUUGUUC
This is a messenger RNA of Cataglyphis hispanica, 3573 nucleotides long. RefSeq names its product carbonic anhydrase 2 (gene CAH1). The record is from RefSeq and is a predicted model, not a curated record. NCBI's taxonomy places the organism in Eukaryota, Metazoa, Arthropoda, Insecta, Hymenoptera, Formicidae. Gene Ontology annotation, cellular component: cytoplasm. Gene Ontology annotation, molecular function: carbonate dehydratase activity; zinc ion binding. The coding region runs from base 421 to 1242 and encodes 273 amino acids. The transcript has 7 exons.